This is a messenger RNA of Phytophthora nicotianae INRA-310, 936 nucleotides long. RefSeq names its product biotin-[acetyl-CoA-carboxylase] ligase. Gene Ontology annotation, cellular component: cytoplasm. Bases 1 to 936 code for a protein of 311 amino acids. The record is from RefSeq and is a predicted model, not a curated record. Gene Ontology annotation, biological process: protein modification process. Gene Ontology annotation, molecular function: biotin--[biotin carboxyl-carrier protein] ligase activity. Lineage: Eukaryota; Oomycota; Peronosporomycetes; Peronosporales; Peronosporaceae. The transcript is spliced from 3 exons.
AUGACGGAAGAACUACGCUACUACGCGCGCUCGGAGCGCCACCUACAGGCACUACAGGCGUGGCUUGAGGCCUCAAUGCCCUCGUACCCCGCCUCUGUGGCUUCUGGUGGCACAGAUCCGGUCCAGAGCAAGCUGUUUCCACUUCUCAAGACGCAGGAGCUGGGUGGCGUCGUGCUAUACAGCCCCUCGCUGGGCUCGACCCAGACGCUGCUGCGCGAGACGAUCAAGCCCGCUGCACCUGCAGGUGUUUUGUGCUACACGGAGCUACAAUCGAGCGGAAAGGGCCGCGGCACCAACACGUGGUCGUCACCCGAGGGAUGCCUUACCUUCUCCUUCCAAAGCGUCUUCACGGACGGCACCACGCUACCCUUCGUGCAGUACCUCGUCUCGCUGGCCAUCAUUAAGGCUGUGGAGGCAGUGCACGCCGCAGUUCCCGGUAGUGCUGGCCCUGUGAAGAUCAAAUGGCCCAAUGACAUUUAUGCCAACCAGGUCAAGAUCGGUGGAAUUCUCUGCCAGUCCGAAUACCGCGACGGCAAAUUCAGUGUCACCACAGGCGUUGGUAUCAAUAUUUCGAACCGGACACCAACGAUCUGUCUCCAGGACAUCUUGGGCACGGAGGAACAACCAUGCACCGUGACAAAGGAGGAGUUUUUGGCGGCUUUCUGCAACGUGUACGAGCCCAUGGAGAAGCUAUUCCUCGAGCAGGGCUUUGAGCCCUUCAUGACAGACUAUCUCGCGCGGUGGUUGCACACGGACCAAGUAGUGCAAGUCGCGAGCGGCGAUGACGCAGGUGGAAAGAAGGUGCCUGCUGUGAUCAAGGGGCUUACCAGCACUGGAUGCCUCUUAGCACAGGGUGAUGACGGCUCUCGCCUCGAGCUCUACCCUGACGGCAAUUCGUUCGACUUCUUGACGGGUUUGCUGAAGCGCAAGUUGUAG